Molecule: messenger RNA, 834 nt
Organism: Knipowitschia caucasica
Lineage: Eukaryota; Metazoa; Chordata; Actinopteri; Gobiiformes; Gobiidae
Source: the annotation of a GenBank genome assembly
AUGCCCCGCCCCCUCUCACACCUCCUGUUGUCUGCCCCACCCCCUCUCACACCUCCUGCUGUCUGCCCCACCCCCUCUCACACCUCCUGCUGUCUGCCCCAUCCCCUCUCACACCUCCUGCUGUAUGCCCCACCCCCUCUCACACCUCCUGCUGUAUGCCCCGCCCCCUCUCACACCUCCUGCUGUAUGCCCCGCCCCCUCUCACACCUCCUGUUGUCUGCCCCGCCCCCUCUCACACCUCCUGCUGUAUGCCCCGCCCCCUCUCACACCUCCUGCUGUAUGCCCCGCCCCCUCUCACACCUCCUGCUGUCAGCCCUGCCCCCUCUCACACCUCCUGUUGUCAGCCCCGCCCCCUCUCACACCUCCUGCUGUCAGCCCCGCCCCCUCUCACACCUCCUGCUGUCUGCCCCGCCCCCUCUCACACCUCCUGCUGUCAGCCCUGCCCCCUCUCACACCUCCUGCUGUCAGCCCCGCCCCCUCUCACACCUCCUGCUGUAUGCCCCGCCCCCUCUCACACCUCCUGCUGUCAGCCCUGCCCCCUCUCACACCUCCUGCUGUCUGCCCUGCCCCCUCUCACACCUCCUGCUGUCUACCCCGCCCCCUCUCACACCUCCUGUUGUCAGCCCCGCCCCCUCUCACACCUCCUGCUGUCUGCCCCGCCCCCUCUCACACCUCCUGUUGUCAGCCCCGCCCCCUCUCACACCUCCUGUUGUCAGCCCCGCCCCCUCUCACACCUCCUGCUGUCAGCCCCGCCCCCUCUCACACCUCCUGCUGUCUGCCCCGCCCCCUCUCACACCUCCUGCUGUCUGCCCCGCCCCCUCUCACACCUCCUAA